AUGCAGCGCCGAAGGGCCGCGGCUCUAGCCGGCCCGCUGGGCGGCGUGUGGCACGCCGGCCUCGGCGGGAACUCGUUCCCCGUCUUUGACUGGGACGUCGCGGGAGUGCGCGACGCUCGUGAGGACCUCGCCGUCGACGCGGGCAUCGUGUUCGACGGUCGCGAGGCGCGGCGCGAGCGGGCGGAGCUGGUCUCGCAGAGCCGCGCAGCGGUGAGGCACCGCGCUGCUGCGCGGAACGGGCCGAUCCCGCGGUGCGCGCGCGGCCUCUGCAUUGCUCCUGUAGCGGCCGCACCUGCCGCCGCCGGCGCCGCCGCGUCGGCGGACAGUCCUGCCGCGGGGGGCCAGGGCGACGUCACGGAGAAGAUGGUGUUUUGUUUCAAGGUCCUGCCUUGCGACAGGACGACGACUGGCGGCGCCAGGGGGGGCAAGCCCGAGCACGACCACAGGAGCUGCGCCUACUACCACGGCGAGCGGGACCGCCGCCGGAGGGUCGUGGCCUUCGACGGCCAGACGCUGUACAGCGCGCUGCCCUGCCCCCACCGCUUCGACGACCGCCGCGUCUGCCCCUAUGGGGAGGACUGCACGCUGUGCCACAGCACUUCAGAGCUGCUGUACCACCCGGAAUUCUUCCGGAAGCGGCUGUGCCACCAGGCCGGCAGAUCUUCGACAGGAGGGAUUUAGACACGCCGUUGCCGAUGCUUAAUUCAGCUUAAUUCACGUCGGCCGCCUGCGUGAACAUCACCCCGUGGCCGAAACGCUCUCAAACGCUAGGG
Messenger RNA from Prorocentrum cordatum, 773 nucleotides. NCBI's taxonomy places the organism in Eukaryota, Dinophyceae, Prorocentrales, Prorocentraceae. The record is from the annotation of a GenBank genome assembly.